UUUCGCGAUUUUUUUAUCAUGUUUGUAGGUCCAAAACAACAACACCAGGGCAAUAUGAGAAAUUGGCUGAAAUGAUGGCAGCCAAAAGAGAUAUAGCGCACAGUUUUCAACAGCGACCCAAAGAAGAAGUGCAGGCGUUUUGGAACGAGGUAGCAACUUCCCUAAAUGCAUUAGGUCCCCCAUUUAAGGACUACAAUGCAUGGAGAAAGGUGUGGAUUGACUGGAAAUGGUACAUAAAACGCGAGCUAUCAAAUAACAAAAAAGAGAUGAUGAGCACCGGUGGAGGUCAAUGCCGUUUGCAGCGCAUAACCCCACUUGAAGAGCAAGUCAUAGAAUUGACGGGCUUAAUAACGUGCACAAGUGGAAUUAGAGGUGCGCUGGAUUUUGGAGAUAGUGCUCAGGUCCAACACGAUAUCCAAACUGAAAUGGACAUUUCUGCUUCUUCGGUGGAUCCAGAUGGUUUACCUUCAACCAGUCGAGCAAGCAGCCAACACCGAGAAAGAAGGAGAGAAGAGGAAACUGAAAAACUGAAACUGAGAAAAGGUUACUGAAAGAACAAAUUGAACUUCAAAAGGAAUUUUAUGCCGAGACUAAAAAAUUCAAUGAAGCUGCCAUGAAUAGAAUGGAGGAAAUGGCGACACAUUUGCGGCGCAUGAACCGUUCCCUUGAAAAGGUGGCGGACACUGCAGCAAGGCAACUGCAGGAAGAGCAACGGCACAACAAAAUUAAAGAAGAACUUUAAAGCGGAAAAUUGAGAUUAAGAUGGAGAUGUUAAGGCUGGAGCAUCCAGACCAUAAUCUUGAUUAGCAACUUCAAACACGUUGAAGAACUUGAUUGUUAAACUUGUACCUAAAAUUGUUAAUUUUUAUUUUGUUUUUUUGUUUUUAUUAAAUACAUAUUACCCACCGUGAUAUAUAAGCAUAAAUCAUAAAUUGUGAAGUGCACUGAAUACCAUUUAUUUUUGC
Messenger RNA from Rhagoletis zephyria (snowberry fruit fly), 965 nucleotides. RefSeq lists its product as uncharacterized. Gene Ontology annotation, cellular component: nucleus. NCBI's taxonomy places the organism in Eukaryota, Metazoa, Arthropoda, Insecta, Diptera, Tephritidae. The record is from RefSeq and is a predicted model, not a curated record.